UAGUCUGUGUAAAUCAGUUUUUAUUCAAGCACGCUAGGGGCGUCGCUAGACCCUUUUUACUGGCGCACGUGCCCCAGUAUACAUUUCAAGUUUAAGUUUUAACAAUUUACUUUAUUUGUCAGUGUAAUCAUUUACAUUAGCGUCAAAAACGGAUCUAUAUGCAACAUAGUAACCUAAUUCACUCUUGUAAAAGCGACGCAGUCGCGCACUUUAACCGGUCCGAAAACACAAACUCGUGCCGUAUUUUCGCGCAGAAAUCUAUGUCCGUGCGCGUCUGUGUGUUUCCUUCUUGCAAAAACUGCAUCAGGCGCGCAAGGGUGACGACACGCGACUGGUGUAGGCUAUGAAAACAUGACGAAACUAAAGUAAGUUUCUAAAUAAUAUCAAUCAUCUUAGUUUGACUCGAUCAUUAACAGCCCCUGAAGAUGGACAUCAGAAUUGGUUUGUGCAAAGCAGGGAAAUGGAAGCAGAAAGGAGAUGAUGAGUUUGAGGCAGACAGUAUUUCUUGUUUUCGGUCGAGAAAAGCAACGGCACAAGUUUAGUGCAGAGAGCUGUGCAAGUUUACCCAACGGAGAAUCCUGUUACGAGGGAUGCUGCGAUUGCAACAGGAAAUGUGACAAAAAAUUCAGUCAAUCUCGAGAUGCAAUCCACUCUUGUACCAGCUAUGGACAAGCACAAUUUUACCUCUCUGCCACAAUGGGAAUUUGAUGAUCUGUAUCGAUUGGAUCCACAGUUUAAUCAGAGUGUAUGCACAACCUCCUUGCGGAAUUCCACAGAUCCCUUAUUUAGCAAGACGUUUAUCCCAAACCUUCAGCUGUUUUUACAAAGUGAUCACCUUAAUGUUAGUGAGUGGAACAGGCUUUAUCACUUUAACAAUCCCUUUGGCUAUAUGGGAGUCAAUUACACAGCCAUAAAAGCAGCUGUUGAUACCAUCCCAAAACUUAGUUCUACCCAAAUAUUGCAAGUAGCCACAGACGCAGAAGAUGGCUGUAUUCGCUGUGCUGUUGUUGGGACAUCAGGCAUUCUCAAUGGCUCCGGACUGGGAACAGAGAUUGACUCUAAUCAUUAUGUGUUCAGGAUGAAUGCUGCUAUUAUAGCAGGGCAUGAGGAGGAUGUUGGAAAAAGGACUUCAGUUUAUGUGCACACAGCACAUUCCUUAAUCAGCUCCUUAAUAUUACACAAAAAGAGAGGUUUCACACAGAUUCCUACUGACAAGGACAUUAAAUAUGUUUUAAUCCCAGAGGGUCCAAGAGACUACAACUUUCUGGAGUCCCUCAUGAAGGACAGAAGUAUACCAUCAGGAGAAUAUCGUAAACGAACGCCAAGGAAUUACUACAGCGGGCAUUUCAAUGAAAGUUCCUACUAUGUCCUACAUCCAGACUUCCUCAGAUAUGUGCGGAACCGGUUUCUUAAGGCAAAACGAUUACGAACUAAAAGAUGGUGGGUGGUCAGACCCACUAAUGGAGCCUUUACUCUUCUGCUGGCUAUGCACAUGUGUGACAUUGUGAGAGUCUAUGGUUUUAGCACAGCUGACCAUUGGAAAUAUCCAAACUACUACUAUGACACCAAACACACUAAAAUGGUGUUUUUUGAAAAUCACGAUUAUCGCUUGGAGAUGCAAACCUGGAGGAAACUUCAUGAUGACAAACAUAUCUGGUUGUAUCUGAGAAAUUCUGAUAGCUAGGUGGGAAUGGGAAUUUCCUUGAAGCACUUAAACAAGUCUAAAUAAAUGUUAUUCCACAAUGAGAUAAAGGGUUGGGAAAAUCUGUAUUGUUGUGACUUGUUGCACAUCAUUAAAUAAAUAAAUAA
Messenger RNA from Triplophysa rosa, 1809 nucleotides. RefSeq names its product ST6 (alpha-N-acetyl-neuraminyl-2,3-beta-galactosyl-1,3)-N-acetylgalactosaminide alpha-2,6-sialyltransferase 1, tandem duplicate 2 (gene st6galnac1.2). Lineage: Eukaryota; Metazoa; Chordata; Actinopteri; Cypriniformes; Nemacheilidae. The transcript is spliced from 9 exons. Gene Ontology annotation, molecular function: sialyltransferase activity. The coding region runs from base 641 to 1684 and encodes 347 amino acids. The record is from RefSeq and is a predicted model, not a curated record.